AGCGUUCUUUUAAAAAUUAAAAAUUUUGAUUUUUUUCAAAUUUUUUCUUCACAGAGUCAAUCUGAAAGACCAAAACGCACAUAUUCUUACUCAGCUCGACGAGCUGUAUGUAAACAUGUAUAAAUAUCGCCAGGGGCGUAGCGAUCGCGCGGGAGUGCGGGCGGAUGACCCCUCUCCUGCUUCAGAAAACGUUUGCUCUUUCCGCAGCAAAAUAUCAUAAAUCUUCUUUUCCUGCGUAGUAGAAGUAAUUUGAUACGAAUUUUUUAACAGGAAUACAACAUUAUUUAACAGGAUAAUUUAAAGUCACCUCCUCCCUGGUUUGGAGCCCUCGCUACGUCCCUGAAUAUCGUGAAAAAAGUUUUGCUUGAUUUUUGAAUUAGCGACAUCUUAAGAGUACCUCCCUCUUUUUUCACCUUGUUACCAAAUGCGGAACACACGUCCAACCGAGUUCAAAUUUAUACCAGAGAUAGAAGAGCGAAAAAGAAAAUCGAUAUAUUUCUGCUCAGAAUUUUUUGGCAUGAUCUUCUAUGGGUUUUCUGGAAAACUCCAGUUUUCAUCCGGUCACAUUAUGACCUCUCGAAAAAAUAGUCCGAUCGAGUGAAAAUUUUUACAUCACAGUAGAUGAUUUUUAAAAAUCAAAAGGUUAUCUUAAACUUAUUAUGACAAACAUUCUAUGAUUUUCAAAUGUCUGCUUGUUUUUUUUACUGGGAUGAAUAAUAAAUGUCUCUCUCUCUCUCAAUUUUUAUUCCGUAUAUGUUUUGAGCUUUUUAACGUAACGGUUGGUGAGUACUGGAGAAGUGGAAAAAAAUACGAAAGAAAAAAAAAAACGAGCAAAAAUAUGCGCUCUUAUUCUGUCUACACAUUUUCUAAACACACGAGAAUAAUUUUUCUUCCCUCUGUUGUUUUCUUUCUACUGUACUUAUAUCCUUUAUAAUAGAUGGUGAACAUUUUAAAUAAUAUUAUAUUAUAUAAAAACUGAACGGCUUUAUUUCUCACUAAAAUGAGGGAUGAGAAAUGACUAAAUGACACACAAUUAUAACAAGUGAAAUAGUGCAUUGAUAUAAAUAGCGUCAUUAAUCAUUUUAUAGAUGAUCUAAUAGAAAAUAUUGUCAUGGACAACAUGUUUUUCUUUUCUUUUCAGAUAAAAAUGCAAUAAUAACGGUAAUGUCGAGUCUAUAUAGUAAUAAUCAAUCAGAGGGCACAGCAAUACAUAAUGGCAUGAGUGCACCGCAAUCAACAUGGAUUGAUAAAUUUACGGAAUUUGACAAACGAUGCAGUGAAAGCUUGUUAUAUUUACUCUAUCGUAUAAUUGACAUCAGUCUAUUAAUCAACGGUCUUCGAAAUGGUAAAUGUGAAAAUCAACGUCUACGAACAAUUGCCAUCGUUUUACUAGUAUUCUAUUUGAUCGAUUUAUCUAUUAUAAUUGUUUUGUUUAUACGAAAAUUUUUAAAACGUUCAGAGGAUUUAACAGUAGAUAAUGAGCCAUCAUUUCUCAAAUGUGCAUCAGCUUUUCGUGGUCUGUUUUUAUUUUGUAAAUUGAUUCCAACAUGUUUUGGUACUGUCUACUGUUUUCAAUCAACAAUUAUUAAUCAAGAAUGUGAGUUAUUACGAGUUUCUGUGGGAAUUGUAUGCAUUUCGACAUGGCUGUUAAUGUUAAUGCCACCAACUCGACCGGAAAUCCCUGUUCGACGUUCAUUAUUAAUGGAAUGUUUUAUCUUGGUAUUUGUUCUUAUUAUCAACGGUGCAUAUGUUAUCACUAUUCUAGUAGCGUUACCUAAAACAAACGAACAAAAGAUGAACGAUGCAUGUACUUAUAAAGUCACAGAUGAUUUAUAUCUUGGUGCACCGUUAAUAACAUUUGCUUAUGUCGGUAUUUUUCUAUAUUCACUAACAACGCUUUUACAUAUUUUAAAUUUAGCAGUUAACCGAUUUCUAAUGAGAUUAUCAAAUGGUGGCAAUACAGCCAUGAUCAAAUAUUAUUUUGUUUAUUAUUGGUUCAGUUAUUUGUAUACAGUCGUUAUUAUUUAUUAUUUUUCCGUUGGUGCACUCUAUCUUUUUCGACCAAACAAUGGUCAACCGUGCAAACAAUACGCACCUAAUCUCUAUAAAACAUUACUUGUUUGGCAAUGGAUACGUAUUCUAGUGCCAUUGAUUGCCGUACCCCUAGUUGUGGUGUUAUGUUGUGUCGGUGUCGUUUUUGGAAUAUUACUUACCUAUUGUCUACCAGCGUCAAUCACCGUACCUCUAUUUGAAAUAAUACGACGAUAUUUGCCGUCUACACCGGGUGGUGGUCCGAAUCCAAUAAAUUUGCCGGCUACCAGAGAUAGUAUCAAUGCGUUACCAAUGGUUGUCUUUGGUCAAUUUGAAGAUCAAUUUGCACAAACAGAAUGUAAAUGUGCUAUAUGUCGAACAGAUUUUCAACCAAAUUUGAAAGUGAAAAAAUUAGGUUGUGGACAUUUAUUUCACUCGGAAUGCGUUGAUAAUUGGUUAUCAAGCACAGCGGAAAAAAAGAAUAUUUAUCCAUGA
Molecule: messenger RNA, 2526 nt
Organism: Didymodactylos carnosus
Lineage: Eukaryota; Metazoa; Rotifera; Eurotatoria; Philodinida; Philodinidae
Source: the annotation of a GenBank genome assembly